AUGAUCACUAUUUGGGGCUUUGUAUUAUUGGGUACAUUGUUGGAUACAGUUGAUGCUGGUGAUCCUAAAUUCAGAAAAGAAUUCGCAAUCCCAAUAGCUGUUGUUUUGAUUACAUUGUCAAUCGUAGUUGUCGUGGUCUUACUCGUCUAUCACUUUCGAAGAAAACGACGAAAUAAACAAACCCAGCCAUCAGGUAAUGCUGUGAACCAUUCAAAGUAUAAAAUUGAUGAUAUGGCUAAGCCAAAACAGAAUGUUGGAAUUGUACCGGAUUCAAGUAAAACUUAUCCCACCUAUGAAAUUGCUUCACUUAAUACAACUGCACCACCAGUAGGUACACCUCCUCCAGUUUAUAAUAUUCCUGUAGUAGGUGGAAGACCCAUAACUCCGCGUAAUCCAACUAUGCCACCGUUACCACCACAACAGAAUCAAUAA
Molecule: messenger RNA, 432 nt
Organism: Trichobilharzia regenti
Lineage: Eukaryota; Metazoa; Platyhelminthes; Trematoda; Strigeidida; Schistosomatidae
Source: the annotation of a GenBank genome assembly